This is a messenger RNA of Dama dama (fallow deer), 2723 nucleotides long. Its product is annotated as hippocampus abundant transcript-like protein 1. Gene Ontology annotation, biological process: transmembrane transport. The record is from RefSeq and is a predicted model, not a curated record. NCBI's taxonomy places the organism in Eukaryota, Metazoa, Chordata, Mammalia, Artiodactyla, Cervidae. Gene Ontology annotation, molecular function: transmembrane transporter activity.
UGCUGCCUCAGCAUCCCUCACAGCCAGCGGAGGCCGCUGGCCUGCCGCUUGACCUGCGGCCGUUUUGGGCCGCAGAGCCCAAGAGAGCGCGGGCCCCGCAGCCGCAUUUGCAGCUGAGCUGUAAUCCCGGGGCGCCCGGAGCCGACGGAGGCAUGACCGCAGCAUGAACGCGGAACCUCCGGAGGAGAAAGCAGCGUCGGAGGCGCAGGCAGGAGCCAUGCCGGAGAAGCGUGCGGGCUCGCGGGCUCCGGGCGGCUCGCUACAAGGCUUUGGCCGACCAAGUGUAUACCAUGCUGCUGUUGUCAUCUUCCUUGAAUUCUUUGCAUGGGGCCUAUUGACAACUUCAAUGUUAACUGUUCUACAGGAAACAUUUCCUCAACACACAUUCCUCAUGAAUGGUCUCAUUCAGGGUGUAAAGGGUCUGCUCUCUUUUUUGAGUGCCCCACUCAUAGGCGCACUGUCUGAUGUGUGGGGAAGGAAGCCCUUUCUUCUUGGCACUGUCUUCUUCACCUGCUUCCCAAUUCCACUGAUGAGAAUCAGUCCAUGGUGGUAUUUUGCAAUGAUUUCCAUAUCUGGAGUCUUCUCAGUCACGUUCUCUGUGAUAUUUGCCUAUGUAGCUGAUGUCACUCAGGAACAUGAGCGAAGUACUGCUUAUGGAUGGGUCUCAGCCACUUUUGCAGCCAGUCUGGUCAGCAGCCCAGCCAUUGGAGCGUACCUUUCUUCCAGUUAUGGAGACAGCCUUGUUGUGCUAGUAGCCACAGUGGUAGCUCUUCUAGACAUCUGCUUCAUCUUAUUGGCUGUUCCGGAAUCUUUGCCAGAGAAAAUGAGACCUCUCUCCUGGGGAGCCCGGAUUUCUUGGAAACAAGCAGACCCUUUUGCGUCACUGAAGAAAGUUGGAAAAGAUUCUACCAUUUUAUUAAUCUGCAUCACUGUUUUUCUUUCAUACCUUCCUGAAGCUGGACAGUAUUCAAGUUUUUUUCUCUAUCUCAGGCAGGUCAUAGGAUUUGGAUCUGUUAAAAUUGCGGCUUUCAUAGCUAUGAUGUUCCAGCUAGCCUGGUAUGGUUUUGGAUCUCAAGCAUGGAUGAUGUGGGCAGCAGGGAUUGUGGCCGCUGUGUCCAGCAUUACGUUUCCAGCAGUCAGUACCCUCGUCUCUCAGAAUGCAGAGUCAAAUCAGCAAGGAGUUGCCCAGGGUAUCAUAACUGGAAUAAGAGGACUCUGUAAUGGACUGGGACCAGCCUUGUAUGGCUUCAUAUUCUACAUGUUCCAUGUGGAACUGACUGAGUUGGAACCAGAAUUGAUUUCUAACAAUGCUGCCCUACAGGGAGCUGUCAUCCCAGGCCCGCCAUUUUUGUUUGGGGCGUGUAUAGUGUUUAUGUCUUUCCUGGUUGCGGUAUUCAUCCCUGAGUACAGUAAAGGCAGUGGAAUUCAAAAACACAACAACAGUAUCAGUGGCAGCCUGGCCAACACUCCAGAACGGGGCAGUGAUGAGGACAUUGAGCCACUGCUUCAGGACAGCAGCAUCUGGGAGCUUUCUUCCCUUGAAGAGCCUGGGCAUCAGUGCACUGAGCUGUAAAUUCUGCAAAAAGGAUUCUGUGGACGCCACCUCUGAGCGUCAUGGGGGAGCCACACCACAUGGAGACUUCAUGGUGCUGGAGGGGAGAUACUAGUGGCAUCCCUCAGGGCUGAGUUUGAGAAGUAACCACCUCCAUCCCUCCGUCUUCCUCCCCUUCCUCCUCCUGUUCCUUUUCCACCAUUCUUUUCCUUUUCCUUUUCAUUAUACGUUAGAACUAAUUAAGAUUUGAAAUGUUAUACUUUCCUGCAAAUAAUAUGCAACUCUCAAAGUUCUCUGGGAUCCACAUUCAGAGACUCAAAUAGAAGAAGUCAUCUGUGGUGGAAAUGAUAGCUUUCCUUUAAUAAUGUCAGUGUAGGAGUGAUCAUGUCCUUUUCAAAAGGUGCAGGAUUGUAAUACAGCUGCUGUCUCUGACAGAAUUUUAGAUAAAAAAUCCCAUAUUUUCUCCUCUUCCGUUCCUCUGAACUGUGUGCAUUUAUCCCAUAGCUGUUUUUAAGUGGCUGCUUCAGGAGUCCCUCAGUCAGGGAUCUGUUGCCUUUGUUCUAAGAUCAGCAAAAAUCUAGUCUUACUCUCCUUUCCUUCUCUGCUUCCUAUUCUUGGCUAGAAUGAAAUUCAGCAUAUAUACCUCUGGAUAGUAACAAUACUGAUUAGUAUUAUUUAAUACCUUUACCAGAGGAAGGAAAAAAUUUUAAUAAAUCUAAAUCAUGAAGAACUAGCAGUUCAGAUUCCUGGACCUAAUGUCUUGGUUAGAUCCAUGGUGAUUUUACAGAAGAAAAACAUACCUCAAGCGUUCUGAUGGCAACAUAGAACUUGGAGGGUGCUUGUAAGAACCUUUUCAACAAUGUAAACAUUCCUAAGUGAAGAUGAGAGUUAGCAACUGGAUACCAGUGGAGUUUAUAUCCAAGUUUAGACUCACGUCAUGUUUUAUUACUAUUUACUCCCACCCACAUAUCCUGUGUCCUGCUUUUCGGUGUUUCUCAUUCAUCACAUCCCCACCUUAACUGUUUUAUGUAGGCAUUUGUUUUCAGCCUUUGUUUUCAUCUGUUAUCAUCUGCCUUUUGAAUCUCAUAGGAAUAUGCACAGCAAAUCCCUUUCUAAAAUAUGGGUUUAAGAAGCUCAGUUUCACAAGUGUCUUGCUAAUUUUUCAAGAUGU